AUGGCGCAUUGUUUACUUUUAGUUGGCCACAAAACACGGGAAUAUUUGUGGUCUACUAUCAAUUUUGUGUGUCAAUGUGCCGGCGCCCUGGGCAUGGAAUCGGGAGCCAUUCGUGACGAGGACAUUGCCGCCAGCUCAUCGUUCGACGGUGCCAGCGUCGGCCCGCAAAAUGCCAGGGUACGCGUGCAGAGAAAUGGAGGAGCGUGGUGCCCUCGCCAACAGGCCACUCAUCAGCCUCGUGACUGACUCGAGAUCGAUUUGAAAACGGACCACGUCAUCACGGCCGUCGAGACCCAAGGACGAUUCGGAAACGGCCAAGGGCAGGAGUUUACCGAACAUUUUCUGCUCGAAUACUGGAGAGAAUCUUUAGCGAAAUGGGUUCGUUACAAGGACACCAAAAGCGAAGAGGUAAUCGCAGGAAAUACGAACUCGUACGUGGCCGAGAAGCGUGAAUUGGAUCCGGUGUUGAUCGCCCGCAAGUUGCGAUUUUUCCCGUACAGCCAUCACAGACGAACGGUUUGCAUGCCAGUCGAGAUUUAUGGCUGCCCUUGGUCUGAGAGCAUUGCCAGCUGUCAGAUGACGCAGGGAGAUCAGCGAGGAGCCGGUUGGCAAUUCUACGAUGCCUCUUACGACGGCAUCUGCGGCUCUUUACUGCGCCAGGGACUCGGCCAGUUGACAGACGGCAAACUCGAUCCCGACAAUUUCAAAGCUAGUUAUUACGACCAAGAUCGAGGCUGGGUCGGGUGGCGUAACGACUCGCGCAACGGCCAGCCCGUCGAGAUCGUCUUCGAGUUCGACACGGUCCGCGACUUCACAUCGCUGAGCAUCUUUGCCAAUAACCAGUUCACCAAAGAUGUCCAGAUUUUCUCCGAGAUCAGCGUUGGGGAACAAGUGUACCCGGGUGAGCCGAUCAUCUACCGACCUGUCGAGGAUCGCAUCUUUGAGAAUUCACGCAACAUCAGCAUUAAGCUGCACCACCGAGUCGGACGCUACGUCAAACUGCGUUUGUCUUUCCCGGCUGCUCCGGCUCGCUGGAUUCUCAUCAGCGAGGUCUCUUUCCGCUCCGAAAUGGCCGCCAGAAAUUACACGACCGAAGUGGAUGGCAGUCCCGUCACCCCACCAGCCGCCGCACCCAUUCCGCCCGUCUCCAAUUUGCCACUCCCGCCAAGCGGUCACGAAGUCGGCAUCAACGCCGGCUCGCAGGAUCAAGCCAACGAAACGAGCCCACCUACCAGAGAGAACCAAACGUACAUGGCAAUCAUCGUCGGUGUCUUGGUGGCCGUCAGUUUCCUAUUGGCUGGGGCCAUCUUUUACAUGAUCAUGCGACGUCGUCAACGCAAGAGCCUCUCAGGCAGUCCGCUGCCGGACAAAGCCAAUUGGGCCUCUCAGAUCGGCAGUCAGCCCAGUCCCCGUCUGUUGGACGGCUCUGUCGGUGAGCAUCACGAAGAUCAAUUGUUGCAACACCAUCGUGGCAAAAGCUACAACAAGAACAACUCGCUGCCAUAUGGCAACAUUGGCGCCGACUUGUCGCGCUCGGACGCCGCCUCGCAAUACUUGCUGCCUCACUCGCCGGCCAGCGCCCAUUUGACUAGGACCGAGUACCAGGAGCCUUAUCACGCCCUGCGCUUCUCACCUUAUUACAGUUACAGCACUCUGUUGCUGGCCGGAACUGAAGGUGUCCCGAAAAAGGCCGGCACAUCCGCAGUAUCAGAUACGUACGACUACGCCGUGCCGGAUGUUAGCGGGAUUAGCAGCUGCAGCACUGCCCAUCAACCCCUACUAAUCCAGCAAUCUCUACAAAAACAACAUCAUCCGCUUAAGCCCAAAUUGCCCGUCGCUUCGCCACCUCCGCACGCAAUCGAAAUCGAAACUUUGGCCUCAUCUUCUCAUUCCACGACGACCACCGGCUCGGCAUCGUCAGCGUCCGUCCGUCUAGGAGGCAGCAAGAACAACAAUCAAAUCGGCCACUUGAACGGCAUUAGCGAAUCCAGCCCAUUGAAAAAGCCGAUCGACCGAGCAGAAUUAUUGUCCGCUCUGAAAUCACGGGCCGAAUCGCUGAUCAUACCGGAAUUAGCGCGUAGCAAAUUGCAUAUGGUCCAACGCAUCGCCAGUGGCGCGUUUUGUACCGUCUACAAGGCCGAAGCCGAACACAUUCCCGAGUAUGGUAGCGCCGUCUACACUUCACGGCGGCUGGUGGCCGCCAAAUACCUUCCCAAUACCUCCGACAAAGACAAGUCGGGAUUCUACCAGGAAGUGAGGCUAUUGGCAGCUCUGGACGAACCGCACUUGUCACGUGUGUUGGCCGUUUGCACGACGGACGAGCCCUUUUGCGUCGUUCUAGAAUAUCUGGAAUUCGGCGAUCUGAACCAAUUUCUCAAACUGCAUCGAUUCUGACCGGACAACCACUACAACUCGUCCGACAGCCGCAAUAACAUAUCAAAAACCUUCUCUACUCCGGACGAAACGUUAACAAUGUGCAGUUUGAUAUUUAUGGCCAAUCAGAUCGCCUCGGGAAUGCGUUAUCUCGAGUCUCUAAAUUUUGUACACCGCGAUUUGGCCGCUAGAACUGUUUGGUAGGAAAAGGACUCCAGGUCAAAAUCUUCGAUUUCGGUAGAGACAGUGACAUUUACGGACUGGAUUAUUAUCGCGCGGAGGAUCAGCUAAUCGGCUUACCAGUUCGCUGGAUGGCAUGGGAAUCCGUAA
This is a messenger RNA of Daphnia carinata, 2703 nucleotides long. Its product is annotated as discoidin domain-containing receptor 2-like. Gene Ontology annotation, molecular function: protein tyrosine kinase collagen receptor activity; collagen binding; ATP binding. NCBI's taxonomy places the organism in Eukaryota, Metazoa, Arthropoda, Branchiopoda, Diplostraca, Daphniidae. The record is from RefSeq and is a predicted model, not a curated record. Gene Ontology annotation, biological process: protein phosphorylation; positive regulation of kinase activity; multicellular organism development. Gene Ontology annotation, cellular component: signaling receptor complex. The transcript has 14 exons.